Molecule: messenger RNA, 861 nt
Organism: Hymenoscyphus albidus
Lineage: Eukaryota; Fungi; Ascomycota; Leotiomycetes; Helotiales; Helotiaceae
Source: the annotation of a GenBank genome assembly
AUGUCUCCCACCGCACUAAAACAACAAAUCACCCACCUCAUCUCAGAACUCUCCACCUGCUACGAGCUCUGCGCUACCAUCCCAUCAACCCGCAAGCUGGGCAGUACACACACCUCCUUCGACGGGCUCUACACCAGUCUCCCUCUCACCAUCCAAACCAUCAGCGCCAAAUCCGCGACGCUACGAAAAGUCAUCGGCUCACGCAUGGAUCUCGGCGAUGAGACGAGCAGGAAUAUCCUCACGCGCGCCAUCAAAGACGUACAAACGGAUAUCCAGCCCCGACUAUGGAAUAUUGCUCAUCCGCCGCCGCGCGAUCGGAGGAGUGGCGAGCAGCAAGUCCCCGGCUUCAAGGAUAUCCUGAGGCAGGUCACGGCGAUGGAGUUCGAUGUAUGUGAUGCGCUUGAAUCUCUUUCGUUGCGUUUACAAGCUUCGAAACCUACUCCUGCGCCUACUUCUACUUCUGCUCCGUAUAAAGCCAACACUUCUCAACCAGUGAAUGAAACGCAUCCUCAGACACCGAGGACGAGGAAGCCGAGGGAAGGCGAUGAAGUACUUGUUAAUAUCAAAGAACUUACUCAGUUAUUGGAGCACUUGAAAGCGUCUUGGGUCGAGUACUCGAGUGAAGGUCGGAAAUACUAUGUUAAUGCCUUUGAUAAGACGACGACGUGGGAGAGGCCUGAGGGAGGCUUUGUGCAGAGUAUGCCGAGGGAGAGGGAGACGAGGAGGUGGACGGUGAGGGAGGAGCGGCCGAGGCGGGAUGAGAGGGAGAGGGAGACGAGGAGGUCGACGGUGAGGGAGGAGCGGCCGAGGUGGGAUGAGAGGGAGAGAGAGAGGAUUUGGGAGGAUGGGAGGGGUUGGUAG